UUUCAUCGCAAUGGGUACCUUAUUAUUCCCGGAUUUCUUUCCGCUCAGGAAGCGGAGGAACUUUUAUCCCGCUCCAAACAAUUACUAGAUGACUUCGACAUCAACGACCAUCCGCUUGUGCGUUUCCAUACGAAAUUUACAACAGGAGAAGAUAAUCACGUUGGAGAUGAUUAUUUUCUAACCUCCGGGGAUAAGGUCCGUUACUUUUUAGAAGAGGACGCUGUCGACAAACACGGAAAGUUGAUCAGAGAGAAGCAGAAAUCUGUGAAUAAAAUUGGACAUGCGCUCCACGAAUUGGAUCCUGUUUUUCGAAAGGUAACGCUCGAGAAUGAAUCUCUAAGGGCAUUAGCGCGAGAUUUGAAGUUUCAUCGCGACCCAGUGGCUUUGCAAUCAAUGGUGAUAACUAAACAGACACAAAUCGGGGGCGAAGUUAGGGAGCAUAACGACUCUACAUUUCUGUAUACCAAUCCUCCGUCAGCACUUGGCUUCUGGAUUGCUCUCGAGCAAUGCACUCAGCAUAACGGCGCCCUCUCCUUCCUACCAGGGUCUCACCUAACCGUACCACUCACGAAACGCUUCAUUCGCCUACCCGAGUGUAAAGGAACUGGUUUCGAGCUGCUAGUCACUCCAGUUGAGGAACAGAAAAUCAAGAAUGGUAUCAAAGGCGACUAUGUCCUUGAACCCUGCAAACCAGGGGAUCUUGUCCUUAUCCAUGGGUCAGUUCUUCACAAAUCGGAACGAAACACGAGCGCGAACACCCGCUUUGCGUAUACAUUCCAUAUGAUCGAAUCACCCCUGUUCGCAGAUUAUGAUGAGAAGAAUUGGUUGCAGCCAACGCAAGCCAUGCCAUUUUCCCAUAUAUUGGGAGAAGCGACACACGUAGAUAAUAACUAUGGACUGCAGGGGUAA
This is a messenger RNA of Laccaria bicolor S238N-H82, 909 nucleotides long. RefSeq lists its product as uncharacterized. The annotation marks the transcript as partial. NCBI's taxonomy places the organism in Eukaryota, Fungi, Basidiomycota, Agaricomycetes, Agaricales, Hydnangiaceae. The record is from RefSeq and is a predicted model, not a curated record. The transcript has 10 exons.